Erythranthe guttata (spotted monkey flower) is the source of this 2440-nucleotide messenger RNA. NCBI's taxonomy places the organism in Eukaryota, Viridiplantae, Streptophyta, Magnoliopsida, Lamiales, Phrymaceae. The record is from RefSeq and is a predicted model, not a curated record.
UAAUAUAUAUAUAGAGAUAUAUAUAAAUAUAAAUAUAUAUAAAAAAUGGCAGAUCCAAUGAAAUUUGGCAUGAUUCCAAAGUAGUGUGAAGCUGGGGUAUAAGUUUAAUUGUUAUAUAUAAGUCGGCCAUUGUUACAAUCUCAAACUCCACAAGCAAGAUCCAAUCGACACUUUCCUUAUAUAUUCAUUGAUCGAUCGUCGUCGUCUUCGUCGUUUAAUUUCAUCUAUGGGGACCCUUUCUCGGUGCGAUUCGAGGAACGGUUUUCAGUUCGUCGGCCACUUGUCCGAUCCUAGAUUCACCAACAACGUCGUCGUCAACAUGCCCGGAAUUCUGUCGCAGAAUCAAGUCGUCGUCAACGACGAGGACGCGGCUGCUCCGGUGGAGUGCGACUACUUCAACGGCGUUUACGAAUACCUACGGCAGAUGCUUAUGGAGGAAGACGACUUGGAUCACCGCCCUUGCAUGUUUCAAGAUUGCUCCGCUCUCCAAGCCGCCGAGAAAUACUUCCACGACGCCCUCAGUGACACCGCCAACUCGCCGCCGCCGCCGCCGCCGGUGCCGUUUUCUUUCUCCGUCAACAAACAAACUGGUGACGCUGAUUCAAUCUUAUCCGCAUCUGAUUUUCCGUCGUGGACACUUUUCGAGUCGGACGUGGUCUCCGGCGCCGGCCAAAGUCUGUGGAACGCUACUACUGGCGGUCCGGCGGCGCCGGAGAGUCGGUUUCAUCCGCUCCUGAAUUCAGGGUUGGCGGUUAACGACGGCGGAGCAUCUCUCUUUCAAGGCGGCGGGGAAUCUUUUCAGAAACAUGUUCAAGUAUUUGCAGGGGAAGGAAGAUCCGGCAAGGAGAAAACCCACCGGAGCGAAUAUUCCGGCGAAGAUUCGCAGAGGAGCGGCAAGCAGCUGGCGAGCUACGAAGCAGAAGAUCCGGCGGAGAUUCAAAAGUACGACAAGUCGCUCCUCUGCCCGAAGAUGAACCCGGAGUUCUACAACAAAACCCCACCCCGGGGCUCCGACGAGAAAUCCGACAGCGACGAAGAAAGCAAGAAACAGUACCGCAAAACCAAGGAGGUCAAACGCGGCCGGCCGAAGGGGAGCAAGAAAAACCGCGCCGUAACAGAAGUCGUCGAUCUCAGCAGCCUGUUGACCCGCUGCGCGGAGGCGGUAUCCAACUUCAACCUCGCCGCCGGCGAAACCCUACUCAAGCAGAUCCGCAGCCACUGCUCUCCCCACGGCGACGCAAACGAGAGGCUGGCCCACUGCUUCGCGAACGCCCUCGAAGCAAGAAUGUCCGGCACCGGCGCCGCCCUCUACACCGCCUUCGCUUCUAGAAGAAUCCAAGCUUCCGAGCUUCUCAAAUCCUACCAGGCUUACGUCACCUCCUGCCCUUUCAAGAGGAUGUCGAAUAUCUUCGCCAACAAGUCCAUCGGAAAGUACACGAAAGACGCGGCGAAGAUCCACAUCGUCGAUUUCGGUAUCCUCUACGGCUUUCAGUGGCCCUGCAUAAUCCAAGGCCUUUCGUUGAGGCCCGGCGGUCCCCCCGUGCUGAGGAUAACCGGCGUCGAUUACCCUCAGCCGGGUUUCAAACCGGCCGAGCGAAUCGAACAGACCGGGAGACGCCUCGUCAGCUACUGUAAGCGUUUCAACGUACCCUUUCUGUACAAUGCGAUAGCCAAGAAAUGGGACGAGGUCACCGUGGAGGAUCUAAAGAUCGAAAAGGACGAAAUGCUCGUCGUCAACUGCAUGUACAGGCUGAGGCACGUGCCCGACGAGUCGUCGGUUGGGGUUGGGGGGGCGAACGCCCCCCCACCCCGCGACUCCGUGUUGAAGCUGAUCAAGAGGAUAAAGCCGGAUCUCUUCGUGCACGGGGUUGUGAACGGGUCGUACAACGCCCCGUUCUUCGCGACACGUUUCAGGGAGGCGCUCUUCCACUACUCGUCGUUCUUCGAUAUGAUGGAGGCGACCCUGCCGAGGGACGAUCGGGAUAGGAUGCUCUACGAGAGGGAGGUGUUCGGGAGGGACGUGAUGAACGUGGUUGCGUGCGAAGGGUCGGAGAGGAUCGAAAGGCCCGAGACGUACAAGCAGUGGACGGUCAGGAAUCAGAGGGCGGGGUUCGUGCAGAUGCACCUAUAUCGGGAGAUAGUUAAGGAGGUGAAGAUUAAGAUUAGGCAGGAUUACCACACUGAUUUCAUGUUGGACGAAGACGGCGAUUGGUUGCUACAAGGGUGGAAAGGCCGCGUUAUGUACGCGCUUUCGUGUUGGAGGCCGAACUCGCAAGAAUCGACCUAAUCAAAGAUGCUGCAAACACUUUUUUUUUUUUUUUUUUUGUUCAUUUGAAAUGAAUAAAGUUUUGAGUCUUUUUUAUCUGAUUUUUGUUUUGCAACCAACUGAAAUACUUCAAAUACAACACUACAAAAAACAAGAGAUUUGUCCUAAAAACAA